AUGAUAGUUAUGGAAUACUUACCAAAUGGUGAUCUCCAAUCAUUGAUUUCCCAAGGAACAAGAUUCAGUGUUGAAGAACAACUCAAUAUUACAUAUCAAAUUCUCGAUGCUCUGAACUAUUUGCAUCAAAGAGGAAUUUCCCACAGAGAUAUCAAACCAGCAAAUAUACUUUUCGAUGAAAAUAUGCAUCCAAAGUUAAUUGAUUUCGGAAUGUCAUGCGAAAACGCUGCAAGUUCACACACAUUCUGCGGAACACCAUUUUUCAUGGCUCCAGAGAUCAUUAAUACUGAUAAUUAUGAUGGAAAGAAAUCCGAUAUCUGGUCCUUGGCAAUAACAUUACAUGUUAUGGCCACAUAUGUUUUUCCAUUCAACUACCAGAGCGAAGUUCAAUAUUUGAAGGAUGUCCAGGCCAAAAAAUUAUUUUUCCAAAAUAAAGCUCAAGGUAUUAUGGGCAACAUAAUAAAAGAGAUGCUUAUCUGCGAGCCAAAAGAAAGACCAUCAUCAAAGGAAAUAAUUGAAAUGAUUGAGCAGUAUUGCGCUCAACAUUUCAUUGUUUUAUCUUCAAAGGCAAACCAAGUCUCCCGUCCUAAUACUUCUCUCCCAAGAAUUGUUAAACCAAACCAAUGCCUUUGCAACGGAAUGAAACUUAACUGCCCAGUGAAGAUUAACAGAUAUUCUGAUAAGAUGCUUCUAAGGUUAAUCUCGCAUGGCUUGAAAUGUUUUUGA
Trichomonas vaginalis G3 is the source of this 726-nucleotide messenger RNA. Its product is annotated as protein serine/threonine kinase protein. NCBI's taxonomy places the organism in Eukaryota, Parabasalia, Trichomonadida, Trichomonadidae. The transcript has a single exon. Gene Ontology annotation, molecular function: protein kinase activity; ATP binding. The record is from RefSeq and is a predicted model, not a curated record. Bases 1 to 726 code for a protein of 241 amino acids. Gene Ontology annotation, biological process: protein phosphorylation.